CGCAUGCGUAUUGGAUACUUUACGUCUGGGCGAGGUCUGUGUGUAUCUUUCUACCGAGCAGCGAUCUCACCGAGUUUUCUCCAUAAAGUUGCUCCAAAAUGAGUGAGGACGCUCCUUUCUUCGAGCCCAUAGAAGGCCAAGAUGACAGGAAGCCAAGUUUUGAAUUAUAUAUAAAGGCUUCAACGAUAGACUACGCAUCCAAAGGGUCGUGUCCGAUUUGUCAGCAAUGGUUCAUGCUGGCCUACCUACUGGCCGAGAAACAGUCUGUCAGCUUCCGUGUGUACACAGUGCUAUCCAGUUCGCCACCGAAAACAUUCAGUGAAAAGUUGCAAGGGAAGAACCCAUCACAGUACCCUGUAGUCAUUGGACUCGGUGGUGAAGACAGCAAUGGCCAAACUCUAAUAAACCGUAUCGCUGACGAAAUCGACGAGGUGGAACAGUUCUUUGAAGAAGUGAAUCCAUACUUUCGGGAUUUUAAAAGGAAUACCCCAGAUAAUUUGAAUGCACUGCAUCAUUUUCAAGACUUGUCAAAAAAAUUCAACGCAUAUCUACAAGGCAAUGACACAGAUGGAGUAAAAUUAACAAAUUACCUUAAAGUCUUAGAUCAACACCUUUGCAAAUUAGAAACCAAGUUCCUAUGUGGAAAUUCUUUAUCGUAUGCCGACUGUUGCCUUUUGCCAAAACUGCAACAUGUCCGGGUAGCUGGUGAUGCAUUCAAUAACUACAUGAUUCCAAGUGAAUUUUCUGGAAUAUGGAAAUACUUACAAAAUGCCUACUCUGUACCGGCCUUUGUACAGACGCUACCAGCAGACAGGGAUAUCAUUUCACAUUACAUCCAGAAGGCUGUCAAAAAGUUGGUGGGGGCCAAGUCCCCACACCUGUUAAAGCUAGAGCCCCCCACGAUAAGUGUGCCUAUGGAAUACCUCCAGGAGGAGGUAGUUAACACUGAGGAGGAGGAAGUGAUCAACAACGGGGAGGAGGAGGAGGAGGAAGCAAAGCCAAACGGAGAGAAUGGAGAUGACCAGGACCAAAUGCCAGAACCGGACGAGAUCAACACGGAGGUAUACCAGCAACAACAGGAGUUGGAGAAUGAUGAGGGACAGGAAAAUUUCACAAAUGGAGAUAAUCCAGACGAGAAUAGUGGUACAAAUGAGUGAAUACCAGUUCUAUUCUUAGUCUUAAAGAUUAAGAGUAGAUUGGAGAAAUCAUGUCUAAGUCACUGAUAUUUGUGCACUUAUGAUCUUUGCACCCGAAAGUCUUUGGUACCAUUCAAGUACCGGUAUUGAUUUAAGUAACCAUUCAGCAAGAGCUUGAGUGUACAGGAGGGGGUUAAAAAUAUGGACCUUUGUUUAGUCUCAAUGCCUCUUCCAUUUAGUGCUUGGAAGGCCCAAAACACUCAUCAAAUUUCCAUUGGAAUGCAUGGCUCUUGCUAAAUGCCUUGGGCAGGCAGUUUAUAUAACAAACAGACACCUUUUAAUUAUACAUAAAGGAUGAUUUCAGUAAUCUUCCAAGAAACUGAGAAUACAGUUGUAUACUUUAACUUCAAAAUGAUGACUGUAUAUUGUUUAUAUAUAUUCAUAUAUAUCGAUUCAUAUUUCAUAGUCUAGACCCGAGAACAUAAUGUUAUAUUUUGUUGAGACUUCACCUGUAGGAAAGAGGGCUUUCCAUAUGGUGUAUUGGUUCGUUAUUGUUUAUUUCUGGUACUGUCUGUAAGGUAACAUAUAUUGUGCAUACCCUUGUGUAUUGACUAGAACUUAUAACUUGAAGUCAAAAUAUUAUUCAGAUUUCAGAGAAAGCAUUUUACAUAAGUGUCCAAUCAUGUAUAUGUUUGUGCAGAAAAUUAUUUUACACUGUUUAAAUAUAUAUAUGUUAUUCAUGUUUAUUGCCUGUAAGAUUAUUAUAACCUAAUUUUCGGAUGGGGUUGUAAUGUUGUAUUAAUGAUGAUUAAUAGGAAAAAGUAUUGUUCUAUUACCAGUGAAUGAAAACUAGACCAUGUUUCCUGCACAAGAUGUUAAACAUAAAGUCCUGUGCAACUUUUUUCUUUAUAUGGAAGUUUAUUUUAAUCUUGGUGAAGUUAUUUGAAUUUGUAACACACUAAUGUUGAAGUGUUGGCAACUGAAAUGGUACUGUAUGUUAAGCCAGUAGUUCUAAAUUCAUCCAACUUGUCAAAGUCUGUCUUUCAAAAGCAAGCACCGUCCACUUCUUGUGCCUAAAUUUUAAAUAUAUUUACUGUGCCUUCAUCUUAUUGACUGUUUUACAAGACUAUUCCUAAUAGAAAUUGAAGAGGCUAUUAAUUUAUUGGUCAUAUUGUACAUCUUCGCAACAUCACGGCUGCCAAGUCAACAUGAUCAAUAUAGAAAUAAGAUUCGGAGGCUGACGGCAAAGAGAGCAAAAUAGGGCUCCAUUAUGUAAAUACUUCUUAAUUUGAUUCUAUCAAAGAUAUUUAACUCUAUGUAUAAAUACAUAAUUACCUUUGAAUAUAAAUAGUGGUCUGAAAGAUUGUGAUGGACUCGACUGCGAUGUUUUGAAGAUUGACAUAGCAAAUAUUACACAAAGAAUACUAAAUACAUAUUUAGGUUUGUGAUAAAGUCGCACAAUGUGUUACUGGAUUACUUAAAACACUGAAUUUGGAAAGCAUUGAUCACCUUUAGAUAAGAGUUAUAUAGUAAAUGAUGGUAUACAUAUCUAUAUACAUGUACAAUUCAUGGUCUUGAUGAAAUCAAACUGGAUGACAGAAUUCUUUUCUUCUUAUGUAAAAUAUCUUUAAAGGUUGUAGUGCUGUAAUUAGGAGAUAAUGAGUGGUUUUAAGUUUUACCAGUUCCAUUGAUACGCAUAAGGAAACAUUCAAUAUACGACUAAGAAAUUGUUUUGACUGCCUUAUAGACCAAGCUCUUUACUGUAUGUGCAACCCUUGAACAUAUAGUGAUAACAAUUGUCUAUGUUAACAAACUAUUUAACAGUGAUAACUAUAUUAAAAUGUAUUAUUAUUCCCAUACCUAACGAGGAUACACUUCAGUCUGUCUGAUAGACAAGAUAUUUUUACUCUACAUGUAGAUAGAUGUAGAAAUAAUGAAGGGUUGAUGUUGAUAUAUAUAUUUUGAAAAUUUCAAAUAUUUGUUUGUCAUUAUCAGAUUGUUUCAGGAAGGUGUUCAUUUCUUACCCUUACCAAAUGUAGGUAGUGACAACUUGGAGGAAAUUAUUGGACAUUUCAAUUGGUUGAUGGAAAACCAUGUUGUAUACAUAUUCAUCAUUGAUACAUAGUUAAUCAUCACCUACAUUGUAAGAAGGAUUCCGUUUAUAAUCUACAUUAAAUGAGCUUUGCCUUGCGUUGCAGAGGCUGUGCUGAGAAAUGAGUUAUAGUCGUGCAUUUUGUGUUUGUGUUACAAAAAUGCUUAACACACCCCCCACUGAUAUGUUGGUCUGUUGUUGGAGUUUACGUCUGUUUUAUCUACUUGUUUAUACAUUUAGUAUUGAUUUAAUCACAGGACCAGGUGCAGUCCCCUUAAAAACAAUUCGUUCUUGAUUGCUCCAUUAUGUUAUAUACAUGGAAACUGAUUGGGUUGAUUCAGGGAAACAGGAAUUGUGUAUUAUAUGUGUUCCUUUGAUGGUCACUUUCGUUCUUAUAAUCACAAAUUUCACAAAUGAUUUCAUUACAAGUUCAUUUUUCAAUUAAACAUAUUAAAGUAUUUUUUUUCAUUAAAAUUAUGAAUUCACAACUUAAAUUGUCACAUUAAUUUGAUGAAGAAAGUUUACAGAUGGAAAUUUGUCUAAUCAUAUUUUGUUUUUGUUUGUUUUGUUUGUUUACCAGCUUGUGUGCAUGUUAUGAAAGGCAAAGAUAAUUUGAAAAACUUUUGUAUAGAACAAAUUGGAGAAAUUUUGGUGCAAAUUAAUUUGUAUAUUUGUCAUUGACUUUUGCCCUUGUUGGUUGGUUAAAUUCUGGCGUUGGCUUCCAGGAAAUACAGUGGUAUUGAAACAGCUUUAAUAUCUUGUACACAACUGAUUGUUCAUUUAUUGGAGUGUGAAUGAUUCAUACUUCGAUAUAGAUGUGUCAAAUAAAACCUAAAAUGGCUUGAAUCGAGGCAAAGCAUCAGCAUUUACAUAAAGACCAUAACAGAUUCAAGUGUCCAUAUGCCAAUCUUUUGGUACAUUUGUUAUAUUACCUCUGUAAAAUCAUUGUCACAUGUAAUCUUUAUAUAUGAUAGAUUUAUGAAAUAAAGGUAGUGUACAGAAUUCUAGUAUGUUCGCUUCUGUUUGGACCAACUACCUAUUACAGCUCUCUAAUGUUUGGACCAACUACCUAUUACAGUUCUCUAAUGUUUGGACCAUUUGUUAUAUUACCUAUGUAAAAUCAUUGUCACAUGUAAUCUUUAUAUAUGAUAGAUUUAUGAAAUAAAGGUAGUGUACAGAA
Molecule: messenger RNA, 4408 nt
Organism: Mizuhopecten yessoensis (Yesso scallop)
Lineage: Eukaryota; Metazoa; Mollusca; Bivalvia; Pectinida; Pectinidae
Product: chloride intracellular channel protein 4-like
Exons: 4
Coding region: 99-1157 (352 amino acids)
Biological process (GO): chloride transport
Cellular component (GO): apical plasma membrane; cytoplasm
Molecular function (GO): chloride channel activity
Source: RefSeq, a predicted model, not a curated record